GCAGCUUCCCCCGCGGCUUAGACUUUAGAUGUCAUGUAUUCGUUCACAGAAACAUAUUUUUUGUUUGCGAAUCUGUUGAGAUAACUUUAAAAACAUUAUGAAGGCAGCACAUCAUCAACCCAACAACGGGAUUUCCGUGAACUGCCUCGAGAGCAUCGAACGGGAUCCUUCAACAGCUAACUCGGAACUCACGAGGGUUGCCAUGGCGAGGCGUCGCUAAGAAGCACGGCACGGAACGGAACGGCGCGGAACCGCACGGCUAACAGGCGCAGUGGAAGAAUCGGACUCCGUCCUGCACGAGACUUGGCGCGAGGGAGCCAGCCAAACGUCUCCCGUAUUUUCGUAGGAGUAGGAGGAAGACUGGCAUCCGUCAAGACCCCCGCUCGGCCCCGCACGACCCACCGGGACAACGGAACAAUGUUGGCUGACGUUAGCUAGCCGCAGAGGAUGUUCGUGAAAUGGGAGCCCUGGAAAAUAUAAAAUAACAUAAGCUGGAUCACCCUGAAGACUGCCUUGUCCUCCUCAAAAUGCAUCAGUCCAAUGAGGACAACUUGGAUGGAGACAGGACCCGCAAUUCCAGUGGAAGCAUGACACAGAAUUCAGAAUCUUCCUCCAAAUUCCAGUCAGGCGACAAUAAGAAGAGGAAUGGCAAGAGGAACCAGGCCAGAACCAGGAGACGGGGUGCGUCUGAUGGCGACAGGAACAGUGGCUCCUACUAUUCAGAGGACUAUGAGAACAGCUCAGCCUCUGGCUGCUCUCUUUCUCCCAGUUCCCGUUCCCUGUCCCCAGUUCCCCGGAGCCUGGCCCCUACAAAACGGGUCUCCAGCAGCCCGCUGCGGAAACCAGGCCUACGAAAGUCAGGCUCUCGGCACCUUCGCCCAGGUGCUCCCCUGCAGCAGGGUGGGGGGCGCUCUCAGAGCCUGAACAAGGACCCUUUGCCGAAGGACUUGGACCUGGUGACCAAGCGCAUGCUGUCAGCGCGCCUACUAAAGAUCAAUGAGCUGAAGAACGAGCUGGCUGAGACGCAGCUGCGGCUGCAGCAGCUGCAGCAGGAGAACAAGGUGCUGCGGCAACUGCAGCUCCGCCAGGAGAGGGCGCUGCAGCGCUUUGAGGACACCGAGAGCGAGAUUGCCCAGCUUCUCUCGCGUCACAGCAGCGAGGUGCAUGCGCUGCGGGAGCGUCUGCGCCGAAGCCAGGAGCGGGAGCGUGCUGCGGACCGGCGGCAGCGGGAGACGCAGGAAGAGCUGACCCGCUGCCGGUCAGCCCUCCAGAAGUUGCGACGGUUGGCCGAAGAACGCCACCUAGGGGAGAGGGAAGAGCUGGCACGCAAGCUGGAGCAGGCUGAGGGGCGCCUUGCUGACAGUGACCGCAGAGUCAAGGACCUGGAGCGGAACCUGGAGCUAACGAGCAGCAGCCUCCAGCGGCAUCUGACAGCAGAGAGGAGAAAGACCCAUGAGGCUCUGGAGGAGGCCAAGGGCCUGAGGGAGGAGCUGGAGCGCCUAGGCCACAAACUCAAGGAAAAGGAAAGAGAACUCGAUACCAGGAACAUUUAUGCCAACCGGAUGAAACCUGCACACAGAAAAGAAGCAGAGAGCUCCAUGAAGAAAAGAGGCCCCCCCACAAGUGCUACCAAAGAAGUGCAGACAGAGGACAGGAUGUUCUCCUUGGAGUUUCCGACCCCACCUCCCGCCAUCACGGACAGAAAUGAGCCCCCCCAGAGAGAUGAGUACCUCUCACUGAAGGCAAAUCAGGAGGCGUCAGACGGAGAGAACUGGCACAAGGUGGGGAGAGAGAAAGAGGAGGUGGUACACCAAGAGCAGGAGAUGGAGAAUGUCAGGAGGCUGCGGGGAGAUAAGGGUCUCACCCCCAGUUCUGCUGUUAGCCCCCUGACUGAAGCAGCAGAUUCUCGGAUGUCCAUGUCAGACACAUGGAGGAGGCAAGGGGAGCCCACACUUCUCGGAGAGGAUGAGGGGAGGAAGAGGUGGGGCCAUGACUCACCUCGGGUGCAGGAGAAGCAGGAAGAGGAGAAAAGGGUGAGGAGCCAGGAGCUCCUGGAGGAGCGCAGCAGGAAGGAUCAGCUUCUGGCCAAAAUGAAAGAGAUCGACCUACAGGGCCGUGACACAAACACAGACAUGAUUGUCUCUGAGCACAAGCCAGCCUGGACACCACCGCAGUACAUUUUCAGCCUCACAGACCCAGGGGAGAACCUGCAGGAUGGGGGCCGAGAGUCACUGAGGAAGUCUGAGCCAUUGGGGAAGAGGGGCCUUCGAACACUGGACUCCAAUGAGGACCUGUCAUUCGGCAGCUACACCCCCUCGUUUGGUCGGCCGGCACCAAGGGCUGGUCUGGUGAACCUGCCGGGCCCGAGGAGCGACAGGCUGGAGGAGAGGAGCCAGGACAACCCCGGUGUAGCAGGGGCACCGGCAAAGGAGCAGAAGUCCAACCUGAUGGAGCAGCUCUUUGGCACCCAUGCCGGUGCCAACAUGCCCAGCAGGCUGGAAGUGCUGGGCUUCUCCAGAGCCCCUCUGGAAGAGGGAAGUGCUGGAAAACCCUCAUCCACAGAGACUAACGGGAAGCGGGGUGACUUCUUCCCAUUCAGCGGGGAUCCAUCAACUGGCUAUGGCAGGGGCGCUUUACAGGUGGUUGAGAGUCGCCCUGCGGUGAGGGCCAUCGCCUCCUUCGAUGACGAAAUCGAGGAGGUGACACUCUAAGCAUCAGGCAAGUGGGGGACCAUCCGCCAUUUCCACCGAAAGGCAAAGGACAAUGUUCAAUGAAGUCAGUAGAUGCAUUAAUGUUUAUACUGUGUAUGUACUCAGAAAAAGUGAUUGUGUGUGAAAUCAUUUCCCUGUUUCUAAUACCACUGCAUCAAACAAUCAGUUGUAAACACUAAACAAGGACUGUGUCUCCAUAUUUGUUAGCAGAGGGACAUUUUAAAUGGGUACACAAGAGCUGUUCCCAUUCUGAGCACAACUGUGGACAAGAUUUCACAAUUACUCAGGUAGAAUCAUGUUUGGGUUUGAUUUUGUAAUUAACCCAAAAUGUGUGGCAUUUGGAGCCAACCAUAAGCACUAACCAGAAGCCUAUUUAAUUGGAGCACCAUGUGUGUAAUUCAGGGAGUUUUAAACAUAAAGGACAAAGAGGACUAAAAAUGUUAUUUGUACAUCUUUACUUUUGUACAAAUUCAGUAGCGUACUUUUAUUACAAGCUGUUUUGCUAAUUAAGACAUUUAGUAUUUUUGUGCAGGUGGCUGUUUGAAAGCUCUUGAAUAUGUAUAUUCAACACAAAACAUAUGGACUUUCUAGAGAAAUUAGAAAUGCAUCUUUACACAGUAAAGACAUGGUGCAGUGAGUUAAUGUUCAUGUUUCAGAGAAGGGACAAAAAAAAUCAUUUGUUUUUCUGAACACUGUGUUUGCACAAGAUUUAGCAAUCUGUCAUCACAAUCUGACUUUUUUUCACUAAAAGAAUAGAAUUCACUUUAUUUGUAAAUGUUUUUACUAGUGAAAUAAUUGUGCUUUAUUAAAUAUCAAACUGCCUUUUCUGUUUGAAUUGUGUUUUCAUUUAAAAACAAAUGGGUCUAAACGCCUGAAUAUGUAAAACAUGCUUUGCACUGCAAGAAAUGGAAUACCACUGGAAAGCCCUUACCACAACCAUUUUUAACGACCAAUCACGGUGUGGAAACGAUGGUGGCCAGAGCUUUUCAGGUUCCACAUAGUGCGCAGUGAGUAGCCUAUUGACAUGUUAGAGACUCGCGUGGUACUUGUAUGAUUUAUUUAUUUAUUUAGGCAAAUGGAAGGGCAGCCUGCACUUAUGUAACAUAUCUGCUAUUAAUGAUUGUGUUGCACUUCAGUCUGUUUUUCCCCCAGAGUUGUUACUGUCAUGUAGAUCGGCAGUCACCUGGUGCAGGUAUGAUGUGCAGGUAUGAGGUGCAGGUACACUGGUCACUCCAAAGUCAGUGGGCCGGGAGAAACGUGUUCUUACAACAGCCCUCUUUGCCCUACUUCCUGUCUUUCUUUUUUCAUUUCGUGGGCUGUUGCAUUUUCAUAUUUAUGAAUGAUGCCUGUGUGCAAAUUUAAUGUUUCUAAACGGCUGCCUAUUUUUAAUUACCAGCACAUUUUAGAUAUGAUAACAGUGUUGUACAUUGUAGAUACUUGUAUUUCCUUUUAUAUUUGUGUUUAUAUAUAAAUGUUUCUGGUGAUUCUAAUAAACAAUUUAUGACCAUG
Molecule: messenger RNA, 4220 nt
Organism: Brienomyrus brachyistius
Lineage: Eukaryota; Metazoa; Chordata; Actinopteri; Osteoglossiformes; Mormyridae
Gene: lca5
Product: lebercilin LCA5
Exons: 9
Coding region: 528-2711 (727 amino acids)
Biological process (GO): intraciliary transport
Cellular component (GO): axoneme
Source: RefSeq, a predicted model, not a curated record